AAGCAAGCUGAACUUUGCUAUCUUCUUCUUCUAUAUGUUUUGUUAUGUUUUACUUACGUCCUAUUUUCUUUGAAUUUCUUCCUUGUUUGGAGAAAUUCGUUUUGAGGGUGCACUUAACAGUUUUGCCUUUUUGCAUUUUAUCGUGGAUAUUCAGAGAAUUGCAUCACUGCAAAAGUGCCUGAUAAAUCAUUCGGAAAACGCCUGGUGAAUCAUUCUAGACUUUUUUAUCCCUGUGCACUACGUUCUUGUUAGUCAUCAUAAAAAGCCUCCUAUUAUCUUCUAAAAGGUUAUAUUGUAUACAUCUACAAUCACUGCCAAAAUUACUUGGAACACCCAACACUUUGCGCUGUUUUUUUCUAUUUUUCAUUUGUUUUCCCGAAUACUACUACUUCCGUCCCCCUUUCCCCCAAAACAAUGUUGAAAGCAUAGAAUAAUAUCAAACAAGCUAUAAGAAAAAGCGUUCUACGUACCCAAACAAGCUAUAAGAAAAAGUGUUCUUUUUUCUAUAGUAAAUCAACAUUGUUCUUAGGGGGAGAGGGGGUGGCUGAAUUUGCCUUUGAAAACUUACGUUAGUUUUCCAAGACUUUUGGCAGUGAUCUUUCGCGAGCAUGUUUAACUAGUCGCAACUCCCGCGUUGUUGUCAUAUCACCUGAUUUGUGGAGCCAGUAAUACAGCUGCCGUGUUUAAUACACUGUUCCCUAAGGCAAAACAUCGGAAGAAUGUUGAAUAAGGUUUUUUAUAGGCUCCUCUCAUCAAGGAUCAACGUGUUCUUAAAAGAUUAUCUUUGCAAUAGACAUACAGAUAUUCGCUUUUACCUUUGACGUUCGAUUUUCUUGCUAUUUCGCAUAUCGCUUCUUAGUCAAAAUUUUCGCAUAUCGUUAUUUGAGAAAAGUAGAUUGAAUUUGGACAUCUUUUGUCCUUGCGCUUCGACUCUGGAAAAGGAUAUUUUUUAACUAUUUUGUUUACAUCUAAAAGGAUAUAUCAGAUUUGCUUGAUUGGUGAUAUCGCUGACUAUUCUUCAGAAUUUCAAAGGUGAAUAAUUUAAGAUUGAAAUCCUAUAUUGCAUAAGUUUUAAGGCAUUCUUCCUGCAAACAUGGUUAUCCUUGAUAUAAACCUUUGUUGUUGUGUCCAAUAUUUUGCAGCGUUCUUUUCCAAAUCAAACCUUAUCGCUAUCAGUAGCCACAAUACUUAAAUAUUAAACCAGAAAGUCACUUUUAUUAUGAUUAUAUUUAUAUUCAUGAGUCAUACCUGUUUUGAAAAAAAAGGCUGGCAAGAAAUCAAUAGUUUUUUUACAAUUCAUGCUGAAUCGAAACAAAAAUGUACAAAAGAAAAGUGAGAGCUUUUGUAUAUUCUAUCAAUCGAUUUUUUCAUAGCAGUAACAAAUAUAUCAUAAUACGAAUUUUUGCUGAAAAGAAGCGUCGAAGGAGGGGAUGAAAAACUUUGGAAGGCGGGAUAUUUGGAAACCCUAUAGCUAUUAUGUUUUAUCUUAUUUGUUUCUCUCACACUUUUCUUUUUAGUCCAUUCUCGUAUCACCGCGAGAUAUACUUGUUUGAAAUCGUGACGCGAUUACCCUAUGCUUCGUAAACAAGAAGUAAAAUAAGAUGUUCUUACAGAACGUUCCGCGUUUUAUACACCGCACAUGCCACCGAUGAACUGUUCUUUCGCCCGUUAUUUUUUAAUGUUAUUGUAUGUGUUCAUUGUGCUUCGUGUGGUUAGCCAGUCUGCAAUUAUUCAGGGCUGCAUUGGCAAGUUUGCUUCGAGCGUUGCUUUUGGGAGAUGUCUUCUGGUUUCUUGAGGAGUGAUUUUUCAUUUGUCGAGCUGCCACGUCGAUUAGGGAAAGUCAUUAAGAAUGCGUUCGAUGUUGAUGCCGAUGAAGAUAUCGCAUCUUUUGAUCCCUUCGCUCCGAAGAAGGCACCGAAAAACGCGUCUAAAACCUUACCGCGCAUGAGUACGGUUGAGGUGUUGAAUGAUUUCGAAGAUAUCACACACCCAGAGAAACAACAACAACUGGACGACCUCGGUACCGACCAGGAAGCUGAUCUUCUGCGAAGCCGCACUGUUAUCGUGAAACGAAGCAGCUCGGAGGAUCCAGCAAUGGCUUCUUCGCCAAAUGAGAGAUUCAUUACAAUCAAAGAAAAUGAUGGCCGAGCCAGUCCAGCAUUCGAUGUUGUUGAUGGUUCAGAAGUUGAAAACCCGCCUAUGCCCGCGAUUGGCACGCGGAUUUCCCAAAUAUUCAAAGCACGAGAAAACAUCGUUAGGUUACAAAUGGCUGCUAGAGAAAAUGAGUUCACAGAAAAAUUUCCAUUUUCAAUUUUUGUUGGGACAUGGAAUGUAAACGGUCAAGUUGCGGGUGAAUGCUUAAAACCGUGGUUUAGAGUUCAAGGCAUUGCAGAACCGCCUGACAUUAUUGCAGUAGGAUUUCAGGAGCUUGAUCUUAGUGCAGAAGCUCUAGUAUUUAACGAUUCAAGUAGAGAAGAAGCUUGGCUCAAGGCUUUAGAAAAAGCAGUUCCGUCCGAAGCAGAAUACACUCAGAUUCGCACUCACCGCCUUGUUGGCAUGAUGCUAGCAGUGUUCGUGCAAACCAAACAUCAAGCACACAUAAUCGAUGUCACGUCAGAGCACUGCGGUACUGGAAUUAUGGGUAAAAUGGGAAACAAAGGGGCAGUAGCAAUACGAUUUCAGUUACAUAAUUCAACGAUAUCGUUUGUCAACUCGCAUUUAGCAGCACAUUUAGCCGAGUUCGAGAGGCGCAAUCAGGAUUUUAAAGAUAUUAGUUCAAAACUGCAGUUCUCUAAAUUCGAGCCUCCAAUGACAAUCAACCACCACGACAUUGUUAUUUGGUUAGGCGAUUUGAAUUAUCGAUUUGAUGAUUUGGAAGUUGAUCAAAUCAAAGCUUUAAUUGACGAAAACAAAAUGGAAGAACUUUAUAAGUUUGAUCAACUACGUAAGCAGAUGGUAGCUGGAAAGGUUUUUCAAGGAUACACAGAGGGGAAACUGAAAUUUAAGCCCACCUACAAGUUUGAUCCAGGCACGGAUGAUUGGGAUACAAGCGAAAAAGGGCGUGCCCCUGCGUGGUGUGAUCGAAUCCUAUGGCGAGGGAGAGGGAUUGAGAUAAUGAAAUAUGCAAGUCAACCAGCGCUGAAACUCAGUGAUCAUAAGCCAGUCUGUGGAGUUUUUAAAGUUGGGAUUAAAAUUGUCGACAAGAAAAAAGAGCGACAAGUCUUUGAAGACAUUACGCUCAAGUUAGACCGACUAGAAAAUGAAAGCUUACCUCAAGUUAAGCUUGCAAGAGCCGAAUUUCAUUUUGAUGAUGUCAGGUUCAUGGAAGAGCAGUUGCAAAUACUGCCAAUCGCUAAUAUUGGGCAGGUACCUGCAGAAUUCCAGUUUAUUCCAAAAUUAGAUGACAAAGAUAUCUCAAAACCCUGGCUACGAAUUCAGCCAAGAUCAGGAAUCAUCAUGCCUGGCGACGUACAGGAAAUCGAACUUACCAUUGCUAUUGACAAAGAAAUAGUUCCAACCCUGAACAGUCAAUUGAAGCUAGAAGACAUCCUUGUGCUACACCUUGUAAAUGGCAAAGACUUCUUCGUACCAAUUAAUGCCAAUUAUAUACCAAGCGUUUUUGGUUCGCCAUUGCUUUCACUUGUAAAGAUGUAUGGUCCUAUAAAGCAAAUUCCAUCUGAGUUACUACUUCGACUGAACAAAGGCGAUGUGGUGGAAGGGCCGGGUAUCGGUACAGAGCCAUUGCCAAUUCCAAAAGAGCUAUGGCUACUUGUAAACCAUCUGUAUCAGAAUGGAAUGAAACAGGAAAACAUUCUUAUUCAAUCUGGAUUGGAUUCUGAAAUAGUGAUGAUUCGCAACUAUCUUGAUAACAGCGAAAGAGGGACAAUGCCUGGUAGUAUAUUUUCUGUUGGUGAGGCACUGCUUCUGUUUCUCGAGUCGCUGCCUGAGCCUGUUAUUCCUUUUAAAUUUCAAAACAAGUGCAUGGAUGCUUGCCAGAAUUACACUUUAUGCAAACAGGUUGUUGGCCAAAUGCCAGAUUGUCAUGUAAGCGUGUUUAGGUAUAUCACAGCAUUUUUACGGGAGCUGCUAACCCAUUCAGCGGAUAACAAACUGGCUGCAAAGAUUCUUGCCACUGUCUUUGGAGCUAUUCUACUGCGAGGACCAAAAGAGCAAGCCACUGUUAGUCGAAGGGCAGAGUCCCAAAUCGGACAGAAAAAAGCUAAGUUCCUUUACCAUUUUCUCGUGAAUGACUUCAGCGAGUAGAGUCUGUUUCGCAUUAGUUUUUGGAUUCUUGUCCAGACCUUUCAUUGAAAAGUUGAAGGGCGAGCAUCAAAGCUUGUGGGAUGUCAAAUCCAAAUUUUGUAAAAAAGGAAAAGCAAAUCAAGGUCGUGAACAUAGAGUUUGAGGAUGAUAUUUGUGUCAAUAAUAUUUGGAUUAAUUCCAGCUGUUACCUCAUAACCUCUUAGGUUUAUUCAUUAGGGUAUUAUCAUAUGUCACUGGUUCGCCGAAACGAAAGUUUCAGUUCCAGAUUUGUGAAAAGUAUCACGGACCAAGGAUUGUAGCGAGUUGAAUAAUAUGUAAUAUUGUGUAAAUGAGACAUAAUACUAAGUUUUUAAAAGUAGCUACUUUGAAACUAUUGUAGUUUUUACGUUUUAAUGAGGAAAUUUGCGGCUCAUGUUAUUUCUUUUUGUUAACCCGAAAGUCCAUUAGAAUGACAAAGGUUUUUGUCCAUUUGAUUCAGAAUACUGUCAAUAUAGAUACAUUUUAGGCACCCUGCCCACUCGAGAAUUAAUACAAUCGAGAUUUGUGGUAAUGUUAUUGAGAUCUUUGGUAUCAAACUGGGCAAAUUCAUAUCGCAAAACAUCGAAGGAAAAUGAUUAGAAAGAAAGUGAUAAACAUAGACGUAAAUUGUCUUUCAACGUAGACGUCCCUUUCCUUUCAACGUUGUAAAUUAUCUAAACUUAUUUGUGAUUUUUGUUUUGGUUUUUUUGUACUUUUAUAGUAAAUGAUUUCAAUUAGCAGGCGGAUUUCGUAAUUAUGUCUGAAGACGUGUUGACGUGAUGGCAGAUGGUCGAAUGCAUAAUUAUGCUUAAUUAUGCUUCCAAUAGUUUAUGUCAUAUGAGAAUAGGUGAUUCUGAUUAGCAACAUGGCGUUUUAUGCCUUAAAGUGAGUGUUUGUGUAGUGAAGGGUUCUUAAGAGUGUUUUUUAAAGACACCAGAUGCUACUAAAUAGUGAGCCUGGGGCAAUGUUUUGAAAAAGGGUUUAAGUGUUGCUGUGAAAGUCAGCCUGGAUAUGACUCAUGGCCAUUUCUUUUCACAAUUAUCCAUACCAAUGAAAUGCCACUAAAGGAGCUAACAGCAAAACCAAUGGCAAUGACAAAAUGCAUGAAUAAGACUUACUUGGGAUGGAUUAUGAACUGUCAAUAUCCAAAUUAUGAUCUCCAACCAAACAUCUAGUUAGCUGCAAAAAACUAUUUCUUUCAAGAAAUUGUGAAAGUUUUCCGUCCAACUCUAAGCUUUCCGGUGAAAGAGAGCUUUAAAAAGACUGGAGGUUGAGUUUCAUUGGGUAUCUUGAAACCCCUGGGAUAUUAUCAUUGGCAUAAAGAGAAAAUGUGCAGGAAAAUGCGUCUGACCUUAAAUGAUGCUAUUAGGGUGUAGAUUAACACGCAUUUUUAUUUAAUUAGAGUCUUUUAAUUCAAUGUAGUAGUUUGCCAUUUACAGAUGUCUGCCAUUCAACACCGCAGAUACUUUUUGAUGAUCCAUUUUUCGUUGGCGUCUAAUCUUUUUUUUCAACUUUAAUGCAACACUGCAGCAAUGCGAAUUACUCAAAUCAAUUGAGAUCAUAUGUACGUCAUUGCACAUCAAGUCAGUAAAAAGAUACUUUAAGGAGUUGAGUUAUUAGAAAAUAAACAUCAAAUUAAGUUCCGGAAUAAAUGCCGUUUUUUUUAAAAAGAAAACAGUUUCUAGACCGGUCGAUUUC
Molecule: messenger RNA, 5979 nt
Organism: Rhopilema esculentum
Lineage: Eukaryota; Metazoa; Cnidaria; Scyphozoa; Rhizostomeae; Rhizostomatidae
Product: type II inositol 1,4,5-trisphosphate 5-phosphatase
Biological process (GO): phosphatidylinositol dephosphorylation; signal transduction
Molecular function (GO): inositol phosphate phosphatase activity; phosphatidylinositol-4,5-bisphosphate 5-phosphatase activity
Source: RefSeq, a predicted model, not a curated record